CUCUAAAAUUGUUGUUCAAAAAUAGUACAUGCAACUUUUCAAAGAAAAAUCAGUAGAACGGAGCCUAUAAAUUGCAAGUCCACCUUCAUCAUCAAGCCCUCAUAUCAAACACUCAAAACGCGAACGAAAGUUUUCAUCAAUAUAAGAUGAACGACUUACUCUCCGGUGAUAACAACCACCACCACAUCAUCCAGAUGGCGGAAACCUACACCGCGCCGGUGCAAACCCUAGAAAAAUUCUUCCAAGAAGUGGAAUCGCUAAAAGAAGAACUAAAAACGUUAGAAAAACUCCACACAAGCCUCAAAAACUCACACGAAAAGAGCAAAACCCUACACAGCGCACAAGCGGUGAAGGAGCUUCGUUCUGCCAUGGAUUCCGACGUUACUAUCUCUCUGAAGAAAGCGAGACUCAUUAAGGUUCGGUUGGAGUCGCUUGACCGGUCUAACGAAGCAAGCCGGAGUUUGCCGGACUGUGGACCGGGUUCAUCCUCGGAUCGAACACGGUUGGCGGUGGUGAGUGGUUUGAGGAAGAAUUUGAAAGAUUCGAUGGAGAGUUUUAAUGGACUUAGGGAGCAGAUAUCGUCGGAGUAUAGAGAGACGGUGAAACGGAGAUACUUUGCUGUUAAUGAAGAGAAGGCAGAUGAUAAAACCGUUGACCUCCUCAUCUCUACUGGUGAGAGCGAAACAUUUUUACAGAAAGCCAUCCAAAAGCAAGGGAGAGCAACAAUGAUGGAGAAAAUACAGGAGAUUGAGGAGAGACAUGGUGCAGUGAAAGAGAUAGAGAGAAAUCUAAAAGAGCUGCAUCAAGUGUUUCUGGACAUGGCAGUUUUGGUCCAAUCCCAAGGUGAAGAGUUGAAUGACAUUGAGAGCCAAAUGAUGCGAGCAAAUUCGUAUGUUAGAGGAGGAGUACAACAAUUACAUGUUGCUAGGAAAAAUCAAAAGAAUACCCGUGAAUGGACAUGUUUUGCCAUUUUACUACUCCUAAUUAUUGCUUUGGUUAUAAUCCUCCCUAUUGUUUUAAAAAAUAAUUAGUUGAGAUUAAUUAAUUAAUUCUCAAAUGGUGGCUACUGGCUACUGUGAAGGUUGAUUGAUUAUGAAUAAAAAUAUUAAUCAAAACUUGGUAGUCAAGUCAAGCAUCACUUGUACUAGCAUGAGAAAAUGCAUCUUUAUACAGUAGUACAUUAUUAUUUUAUUUUAGUUGUGGAUGUGUUUUUUGUU
Molecule: messenger RNA, 1217 nt
Organism: Medicago truncatula (barrel medic)
Lineage: Eukaryota; Viridiplantae; Streptophyta; Magnoliopsida; Fabales; Fabaceae
Product: syntaxin-121
Exons: 2
Coding region: 147-1031 (294 amino acids)
Biological process (GO): exocytosis; intracellular protein transport; vesicle fusion
Cellular component (GO): plasma membrane; endomembrane system; SNARE complex
Molecular function (GO): SNARE binding; SNAP receptor activity
Source: RefSeq, a predicted model, not a curated record